UGUACCUCAUUCGUAUUAUGCACUUGACUGCUUUUGACAAAACUCAACCGUUAGAUCUUUUAGAUGGUCCUGAUGCUCCUCUCUGUAUACCCGAUCCCCAACUUUCUUUGAUGCCCCAAAUUGUCAAUUACUCGUACUACUUAUUUACUUUUUGUACCAUACAAUCUCUCGCGCUCUCAUAUAUCAUAUCGCAUCGCGUCUUUACACCCACACAAGCGACAAUAGAGGCCGAUCGGAAGCGCAAGAAGACUCCGAUCUCAUCUGGAGAUCGAACGGCUGACAAGAAGAAGAAGAAAAUGUCGUCCUCAUCAUCUCACGCUGACAAGAUUAGGGCUUAUCAUAUCCUAAUUAAGCACCAAGGCUCUCGCCGCAAGGAGUCGUGGAAGGAUCCUCAAGGCAAAGUUAUACGAAACACUACUAGAGACGCCGCCGUUUCGCAGCUCAAAUCCAUCCGCGACGACGUCGUUUCGGGAAAGGCCAAGUUUCAGGAUGUCGCCACUACUCUUUCUGAUUGUAGCUCUGCUAAGCGCGGCGGCGAUCUAGGUUACUUUGGAAAGGGUCAAAUGCAGAAGCCAUUUGAAGAGGCGGCUUAUGCACUGAAGGUUGGUGAGGUGAGUGACAUUGUGGAAACUGAUAGCGGCGCCCAUAUUAUACUCAGGACAGCUUGACAAGUGACCAGACACUCAUAUUAUACUCAGGGCAGCUAAACAAGUGACUGAGUCUCCCGAAGUGUAUGCUGAUUAAUCACUGAGAAUGUUCUAUUCUAUUUGUUUGGAAUUAUGUAACUUGUUUACAUAUUUGCAAGUGUUCUCUGACCUUAUUUAAUGAAUUUCUGCUUUUAUAUA
Daucus carota subsp. sativus is the source of this 845-nucleotide messenger RNA. RefSeq names its product peptidyl-prolyl cis-trans isomerase Pin1. The record is from RefSeq and is a predicted model, not a curated record. The coding region runs from base 18 to 668 and encodes 216 amino acids. Gene Ontology annotation, molecular function: peptidyl-prolyl cis-trans isomerase activity. Gene Ontology annotation, cellular component: cytosol; nucleus. Lineage: Eukaryota; Viridiplantae; Streptophyta; Magnoliopsida; Apiales; Apiaceae. The transcript has 2 exons.